AUGGCGGACGCACAAACCGAGAGGGCUUAUCAGAAACAGCCCACGAUCUUCCAGAACAAGAAGCGUGUUCUGGUUGCAGAUGGAGGCAAGGAGAGCAAGGAAAAGCUCCCCCGUUACCACAAGAGUGUCGGGCUGGGCUUCAAAACCCCAAGAGAGGCUAUUGACGGCACUUAUAUUGACAAGAAAUGCCCAUUCACUGGAAACGUCUCAAUCCGUGGCCGUAUUCUCUCCGGCGUGGUGACCAAAAUGAAGAUGCAGCGGACCAUUGUGAUCAGACGUGACUAUCUGCAUUACAUCCGUAAAUACAACCGCUUUGAGAAGAGGCACAAGAACCUCUCUGUCCACCUUUCUCCCUGCUUCAGGGACGUCACAGUCGGAGACAUUGUCACUGUUGGAGAGUGCCGACCACUCAGCAAGACCGUGAGAUUCAACGUCCUCAAAGUCACAAAGGCUGCUGGAGCAAAGAAGCAGUUCCAGAAAUUCUAG
Molecule: messenger RNA, 486 nt
Organism: Knipowitschia caucasica
Lineage: Eukaryota; Metazoa; Chordata; Actinopteri; Gobiiformes; Gobiidae
Source: the annotation of a GenBank genome assembly